AUGAGGAUGACUAGAAGAACAACUAAAUCAGUUCAUAAGCCAGAGGUAAUUCAGGAAUCUCAGUUUGAAGAACUGGAACAUUCAGAAACAGAUGUCAGUGAUAACUUAGAGUUGCAAAUUACUAGAAAUGAGAAAACAGCUGUUCAUUCAGUACAAGCUGAUGGGGAUGUGUCAGAAACAGAAUCUAACUGCUCUUCUGUGUCUGGUCUUCAGACACCUUUGUUUGUACGAGUAACAAGAAGACGACAAAUUGUAGUUCCUUAUCAACCAGAUUCUCCUGACAAAAAAAGAUAUGACAAGACAGCUUUUCUAAAUAAGUCAACAAAGGUUCUGGAUGACGAUGAUGUCUCUGAAGCCGAGUCUUGUUCUUCUGCUGUUUCUGGUGUCCAGAUACCUACCAGAACCACAAGAAGCAUGCGAAGCAAAAAGAAAUUGCGAAUGGAUACAGCUGAUGAAACUGAGAGAGAAGAUAUUUCUGAUGCAGAGUCAUGCUGUUUGAGUUCUUACAUGGAACCAUCCAGCGCUCUGAAGCGAAUUACGAGGAGCAUGCAAAUGAAAUCACAAGCAGAAAACACCAAGCAGACUGAGAAAAGAAACAUAAUUGUUUCAGAAAAUUAUAAUUUAAUUGAGGAUACUGUUAAAUCUGAGCCAGUAAUAAUUUCUGAUUCUAGACCUGCUGCAGAACCCAUCUGUGAUGCAAAAGAUACUUCUUCUGUCACUGAAGAUAAUAAAGAAUCCAAUUUACCUAAAAGCAAAUAUUCUUCCAAAUCUGGCAGCAUAACCCAGAGCGGAGACGUGAAAGAAGAGGUUUUGAAUGAUAUGGCACCCAGUAGCCUUAGAAAAAUGAAAGGAAAUGACACUGAAUCGCCUGGGAAAAAAGUAGUAAAAAAACCACAGACAGUUGGGGUAGAUGAUUCGGAGGAAGCAUUUGGCCAAAUACAAGAACAACACAGGAGAAUACUUGUGAAGGAGGGGAAAUCAGAGUGUAUGGUUCUUUCUUUGACUGAUUGCAUGACUCCCAAACAACUUUUAGCAUCCAAAGGACAAAUAACACCAAAUGAAAGAAUAAAAAAAACAGAAUGCAAAACAGCAGCUGCAGAGCAGUCUUUUACCCGGGCUGAUAAAUUAAGAGAGGAUGAGCGAUCCAGUGCAGUGAGCAGCCCACAAAAGGACACAGCUGUUGCACAAGGAACUGGUAGCACUGGUACAUGCAGGAUACUGGAAAUAAGUGUAGGCAGUGAUGAAGACCAAACAGGAGAAUAUGCUCCAUCUGUAUCCCGCAGCAGUGAACGAUCAAGCAUUGGAAGCAAUUCUCUUGCAUUGUUUCUGAGCAAAGAUGGAAGUGAUGAAUCUGAAAAUAGUGAUGCGGCAGACAUAGAUACAGCUGAAGAUAACCUGUGCUACAAAGAGGCAGAUAAGAGGACUCCUUCCUGCAACAGAUCUUUAAAAAACAGUUCACUGCAUGCUGAAGGGCUUUUUGUAAUUGAUACUGAGCCUGGCAUGAGAUCCAGCCAAAAAUAUUACCUAGAUGAGAUGGACCAAGGUAGUGAUGCUGAAAGUAAGCAUGAAAGAACUGAAAAAGUUGAAGAAUCUUCAGAUCUGGAAGAGGCUGAAGAGGAAUUGAUAGAUGAAGAUGACAAAGAUGAAGAUGAUAAUUUGUUGAAAAAUAAGAAUGACAUUUUACAUCUUUCCAGCAGCAUAGACCCUGGUUUGAAUAUCAAGAAGCUUGGAGGUUUAUAUAUUAGUUUUGAUGCAAAAAAGCAAAAGCCUAGAUCGAGCAUAAUGAAGCAACUGAAGGAGAAGAAGGAGGACCAGCUGUUGCAGAAGAGUGUCAUAACUCCAGAUUUUGAAAAAAAGGAAUGUGUACCACCCUUCAGGGAAUCACUUCACCAGCUAAAGAAACAGCGCAGAGCAGAGCGAGAAAAAACAACAGGUGAUGGUUGGUUUGGUAUGAAAGCCCCAGAAAUCACUAGUGAACUGAAAAAUGACCUUAAAGUUUUGAAGAUGAGAGCUGCAUUGGAUCCCAAGCAUUUUUAUAAGAAGAAUGACAGAGAUGGUCUACCCAAGUACUUCCAGGUUGGAACUGUGGUUGAUUCUCCCAUAGACUUUUACCAUAGUCGAAUCCCUAAGAAACAAAGGAAGAGAACAAUUGUUGAAGAGCUGCUUGCAGAUUCUGAGUUUAGAAGAUAUAAUAAAAAGAAGUAUCAGGAGAUCAUGAGUGAAAAAGCAGCUUUUGCAGCAGGGAAGAGGAAUCGGAAGAAGAGGAAAUUUCAGAAUUAA
Messenger RNA from Chaetura pelagica (chimney swift), 2280 nucleotides. It is a transcript of the gene DNTTIP2, whose product is annotated as deoxynucleotidyltransferase, terminal, interacting protein 2. The record is from RefSeq and is a predicted model, not a curated record. NCBI's taxonomy places the organism in Eukaryota, Metazoa, Chordata, Aves, Apodiformes, Apodidae. The transcript has 6 exons. Gene Ontology annotation, biological process: RNA processing. Gene Ontology annotation, cellular component: nucleolus. Gene Ontology annotation, molecular function: RNA binding. The coding region runs from base 1 to 2280 and encodes 759 amino acids.